This is a messenger RNA of Schistocerca serialis cubense, 6971 nucleotides long. It is a transcript of the gene Pits, whose product is annotated as interferon regulatory factor 2-binding protein 2-B. The record is from RefSeq and is a predicted model, not a curated record. Bases 284 to 1882 code for a protein of 532 amino acids. Gene Ontology annotation, molecular function: transcription corepressor activity. Gene Ontology annotation, cellular component: nucleus. NCBI's taxonomy places the organism in Eukaryota, Metazoa, Arthropoda, Insecta, Orthoptera, Acrididae. The transcript is spliced from 4 exons. Gene Ontology annotation, biological process: regulation of transcription by RNA polymerase II.
GCUGGGCGGAGGCGUCCAGUUCUGUGCUGCACGUCACUGCCAGUGGAAGUCAGAGAGAGAGACAGAGGUCCCUGUCAUACGUCUCACGUGUGAAAGUGGGGGGAACGAAUAAAAGUGUUUUCUCGGGAUGCACGGGGCGUUCUCGCGGGCGAAAUGAUAUUAUAGUGCGCCAGGUAGUGCGUCACGGACAGGUACUGCGGGCGUGUGUGUUUGUUGUUGUUGUCGUUAGGUGGUCAGUACGCGCGUCCUCCCCCGACGCGGAGGAGGGACUGGAACAAUUUCGAUGAGGAUGUCGGUGCUAGGGAAGAGACAGCACUGCUACCUGUGCGACUUGCCGCGCAUGCCGUGGGCCAUGCUGCACGACUUCACAGAGGCGGUGUGCCGCGGCUGCGUCAACUACGAGGGCGCCGACCGCAUCGAGCUGGUGCUGGAGGCGGCGCGGCAGAUGAAGCGCGCCCACCAGGGCAAGCCGCCCCCGCAGCAGAUGCACGCGCGCGCCGGCGUGCACGAGAACGGCACGGCGGGGCUGGUCGAGCUGGCGCCCGGCGCCCACGGGGUCGGUGGCGGCUCCGGGGGCGGCGGCGGGGGCGGCGGCCGGCAGGCGCAGUCCCAGCAGCAGCAGCAGCAGCAGGUGGCGCCCGGGCCGCCCCCGCCGCCUCCGCAGGGGUACGCGAUGCACCACUCGCGCAGCAGCGCGGCGGCGGCGGCCGCGGCAGCGGUGGCGGCGGGGGCGACGGGCGGGCUGCUGGCCGAGUACCAGCCGGUGCCGCCCCCGCCGGGCGGCGCGACGGCCGGCGCCGGGGGCGGCGGCCGAUCCUCCGCCCCCGAGCACGACAUGGUGCGCGUGCGGCUGCCGCACCUGUCGGCGACGCAUCACGCGCUGGCGGCGGCGGUCGCCUCCCACCGGCCCCCGGGGGGCCUCAAGCGCGGCCUGUCCGCGUCGGCCGACCCGGGCGACGACGACCACGGCGCCGACUCGAAGCGGCUGCUGGCCGACGACCACGGGCCCGCGGGGGUGGGCCGGCCGCCGCUCACCAGGGGGGAGUCCCUGCCCGCCGUCUCCAUCAGCACGCCGCCCUUCCUCGAGAGGUCCUUCAAGGACAAGCACCCCAUGAGGGCGCCUUCCUUCGACACGGCCACCGCCUUCAAGAGCAACGGAUACCCAGGUGUGGCGAUGAGCGUGAGUGCAGGUGGAGCGGGCUCUCCGCUGGGUCCACGCACCAACACUCCUCCAGAGUCUGCAGCUGCCACGGCGGGCAGUGGUGCUGGAGCCGCUGCCCCUGGACAGUCCCCCAUGGCUGCUCUCAUGUCAGUGGCAGACAACUUGCCACCCGGAUCUCCGCGCUCUGCAGGAGGCAGCCCUCCGGGGCCACCACGCUCUGCUUCCAGGGGUUCCCAGCAUUCUCCCAACUCCUCAGGUUCCACGGGGAGUCGCCGUAGCUCUGGCAGCCGGACGGUGAGCUCGACCACAGUGACCACGUCCAGCGAAGCGGACGGUGCGGGUGCCGGCACGGGUAGUGGCGGAGCCGCUACAGGGCACGACGGAAAUUCUGCCGCGGCCUCGGGACCCGGACAGACGCCGGCGGGGACCGGCGGCAGUGCGGCGGGGACCGGCGGCAGCUCUGCCACGACACUGAAGUGUACGCUGUGUCAGGAGAGGCUUGAAGACACGCACUUUGUGCAGUGUCCUUCUGUUCCACAGCACAAGUUCUGUUUCCCGUGCAGCAGAGAGUCCAUCAAGAGGCAGGGUGCAGGUGCUGAGGUAUACUGCCCGAGUGGUGAAAAGUGCCCACUGGCUAACUCGAAUGUGCCGUGGGCAUUCAUGCAAGGAGAGAUUGCUACAAUCCUGGGUGAGGAGUUCAAGACGAAGAAGGAGACCUAGGGGUACGUCCAGAUGCAGAGGGUCAGAACGAGUCGUCGCUAGUCGUUAGCCUCGGCAGGGGCACGAAGGGGGGGCGGCAGCGCCUGUGCCUGCGGAGAACACCCCCGCUGCCUUCUUACUGCGGCUGGCCAGAAGGGGCCUGAGGAGAGCCCUCCCUUGUCUUUUUGGUCUAACGCUGCGGCCCCCCUUCCCUGAGAGAGUGGAGGGGGUACACCUCUAUUGUUUGUCUGGUCACUGGAGAAAUAAUGGGCUGUCACAGAAUGGCAGUGUGUCAUACUUAACCCCGAAGCUGAGACCUUUUCUAAAAGCAACAAACAAGUAAAUCUGCUGAUGGAAACAAUGUUGGUGAUAUAUUCUCUGAGACCGUUUGUCAAACUGUCUUGCCAUUUAGCUGUUCUCAGUGACCAUUUUGUGUAUAUAGAAUAACCUUCCACGGUGCGGAAGGGUGUAUUUGGAGUCUUCUUGGGAAGGUAUUAAGAAUUUUCCUGAAAUUGUACUGCUGUUCAGAAGUUUUGAUAGCAGUUUUUGAUUUAAUUUGCACGGUGAGAAUUACGUCCUCUGAGACUUUUGUCAGAAUUGUUUUUAGUCGGACUGACUGUAUUAGCAGCGCUUGUAUCUAGUAGGGACAACAAACAAAUAUUAUGUAUAUAGUAUAAAAAUCAGUCAUUAAUAAACAUAUUAAUAUUCAUAAUAAUAAGAAUAACAACUGAUACCUUUUUCUGAAUGUAAAUACGCAGUUUACAGUGCUUUGUGUAUUACACAUUACACUUAAUGUGAUGUAUUUAUGCGAGGGACAUGCCACGGAUUCACUGCUCGUGCAGUACCAGGUAGAGGGGACUGUUUUACCCCUCGCAGAAUCUGUUCCACUUUUAUUGAUCUUUAUAUUGAGCUGCGUAAUUGUGCUAGCCGCAUUACGGAGUUUUUCUGUGCACAAAAGUACACAUCAUGGGGAGUCGUUACAGUGUUUAUAAAUAUAUCAUUUAUUGUAAAUAAAUGAACUGUACAUAGUAUAUAUUAAUUUCCCUUUAUAUAGUGUUGCAUUGAACUGUUGUAGACUUUUUUAAAAUUAAGGCUAACUUGUAGAUCUUACACAGUUAAAUUUUAACUGUAACAUUUCAUGAAAAAGGACUGGAAAGUUUGUUUUUUCCCGAAAUGAUUCCUAGGUACAAACAGUGAUAAACUCUUUUUGACUCUUAGUUUUUAGCACUAAGCUACUUACUAAGUUUAGGAGUGAUUUUUUAACUUGUUUACAAAUUAGGUGUGUAUUCAUCUUUUUGUAUACAAACUAAUAUGUGCUGGACAAAUGUAUUAGUUCAGCUACUCUUUUGGAUUUGAAGGACUGAAAUAAAGAGUGACAGUGUUCAAAACAGGGUUGCACAAUAUUUUUGUGGUUUUUUUUUUGUGUGUGGAUGUUGUAGCAUUUGAGAGUAAUUUUGUUGAAUUGACUGUGGUUGAAUGCAUGUGUGUCAAGCCUUGUUUUAUUGUCUGAUCUUCGUGAAGUCUCAGCUACAUACCUUGUUUUACUUUUGUCGAUUGUGUAUCAUAUGUGGAUUGUGAUGUGCUGUUGAUGUUCAUUUGACAUGUGAGGCUGCCCAUUUCGAAUGAUUUUUAUAUUAUGUUAUGUCUCCAUUUAUGGCUUCAGUACUCUUGUCUCUUCACCGCUUGCAGGCCUGUUAUUGUGAUGAUCAUGUUACCUAUAGAAUCAGAAUAACUCUACUGCUGUUAAUAAGAGAAUGUUCUAAAAUAUUUACGUAUAGGAAAGGAUGGCAAUUUUAUGCAGUUCUGAUAAUGGCUGCAGAUAAUUAAUUUUAUAGAUGAGUUUUCAAAUGCUUUUAAAAUUGUCUUCAGUGAUGUAUGUGUAUGAAUGGAUAAGAAACUCCUGUUUUCUGUUGUUACUAAUAUGUGCUGCACAUUUUAUGUGGAGAGGUUCAGUUUUUUACAUAAUACAUAUUAUCACGUUGUUUUGUUUUGUAUAACCUUUUCACAAUAAAAAAUAGUCAUUGCCAGACUGUACAGUGAAGUACUGUAGACUAAAAGUAAUUAUCACAUGCAAAAUGUAGGUAUCUUUCACACCAGACUUAAAUAGCCAGUGUACAUCAAUAUGUUUCAAAUGUUGAAAUAAAGAGAUUAGUUGUUUGAGGCAAUUCCACAAUCUUUGGUUGGUCAAAUGAGCCAGUUGAUGAAGGGAAUAGAUCCUGAGGUUAUCUCGAGUUCUACAGCUGUGUUAGCCCAGUAUUCUCUUUCUUUGCUGCAGUACAGUGGACCAGAAGCAUCAGAAAAUGAGUCUGGCAGCUUAAUAGAAUUUUUUGCUGUUUGAUCGCAGGCAGUCACUGACUGCUUAUAUGAUAAGUUUUCUCACAAUAUGGCAGACCAUUGCUGCCACAUUAUCAGGAGUAUUUUGCUUUUUUUUCUGCAGCAAUGAUUUGUUUUGUUUUUAACUUCCUGUAGCUUUUGCAGUCAUCAGCCACCCUUUAUUGUGUAGUAGAUAACCUUCUUACCCUAGUCAAUGCCUGGACUGCAAUGUCCUAUAAAGGAACUCCAAAACUCGCUGGUGUGUUUUAACAAUUAAUCAGAAUUUGAUUAAAACCCUUGUGUAGUAAGACAAAUUUUACUAGCAAAACUUAGUACUAAUAGUGUCUCUAAUGAAAGGUAGUUUUGCAGCAAAACUAUCUCUAUUGUAUAACAAGUAUCUUUGUAAAAAGGUAAAGUUUUUUUUGGUCAGUGAUAGCUCAGAUGGACUAUUUUUAAUUAUAAUUGUUACUGAAAUGAUGAAUUAACUUAGAUGUUCCUUUUUGCCUUGUACAAAUAAAUAUGUUUGCUGUAAUACAGCUUGAGUUGAAGUAUAUAAAUGGUGUGAUAAAUAUGACUUCUAGCUUCUAAAGCAUAGCCAUCUAAUUCACUAACAGCUUGUGAAAAACAAAAACACACACACACACACACACACACACACACACACACACACAAUUUAUCCUUUCAUUCGCUACUUUGGAAACUUGUGGUAAUCACACAUUGUUACGCUGGGUCAAUCAGCCUCCAUACCUGAGCAGUUACGUUGGGUCAUUCUGCUAUGCAGAGGGCCUGGGUUCAGGUUCCAGUUCUGACAGGGAUGGUUUCCAGGAUGGGAGAACUGGAAUGAGAGCACUCAGCCACGUGAAGCGAGCUGAGGUGCCGUUUGAUAGAAAAGUAGUGGCUCAGGAAGUUGACAAUGGCGAGGAGAGUGGUGUGCUUACCAUAGGACCCUCCAUACUGCAUUUAAAUGAUGUCACAGCCAGAGGAUGACAUGUUAGCCUGUUCACGUGGCGGAAUCUUCAGGGCCUGUAGUUCUUUUUUGGGCUGGGUUGACAAUUCCAUUUUUCUGCACGCAGUGUUGAUCUGUUUGAAAUCAAGACAGCAAUAACCAUCUUUUGUGGGUUUUGAAAAAUGGUAGUGAAAAAUGUGAUUUGGCUCUGGCAGACUUGUGCGAACUACACCUUCUAAAAGAUCACACACACACACACACACACACACACACACACACACACACACACACACACACACACAAAUUCAGUAGCAGUAGAGGAUUAACUUUAGGAAUAUAUUCUGCUGCAUGAAUUUUGGAACCAAUUAGAAACAGCGCUCACUGUUCUAUUCACUCUGUGGACAGUGAUCAUUGCAAGCAGUAAAUGAUUUAGUAGUCCUUCCAUCACUAUAAUGGUACACACUACAGUUGACUGACACAAUGACUGAAGUCCAAGAAAUUGUUUCAGUGCUGUUAAAUGAUGUUAUUACAGUAUGUGCAGCAUGAAUUGCUACGAAUAAUUUAUAAUUCUAAAUUUAUUUCUGAACUGGGUUAGGAAUCUGUGUGAGAGUACUGUACUCUACUUCAAAUGACCUAGAAGCUAUUUAGCAGAAGGAGACUGUGGAAGGAGAAGUGAUUUGCAUUGAAACCUUAACUUAUCAUCAGGAGACUAACUUGGAAAUUGAUUGUGCCAAAUUGCAGGAGAGAGUAAGACACUAGUGUGUAGUCACAGUAUGGCAUAUUACUGUGCUGAAAGUGAAAAAAAAAGACAAUGAACUACUGUUCAGGUGGUGGUGUUAUGCAGCACUUUCCUAAAAAAAAUUAUGAAAGAAGUAUAGUCUAAAGAAAUUGUGGUAUCCUCCUUCCUUUGUAACUUUUUACUGUAUGCCCUUUGCUACAAAAAACACUCCGGUGUUCAAUUUCGAUCCUACACAUCCGGUUCCUUUUGUUGCCCUGUGCCUUUGGGGUUAGUGGCAUUCAAAAUCAUGAAACUCCUCAUUUUUGCCUGCUGGUACUAAGUUUCCUUUCUACUUGGAUAUCCUAUUACAUUAGCCACUUCUGUGCCAGGAUGGCAUUGGAAUAGAUCCCUCCUCCCCAAUUUCACGAAAGUGUGACACUGAAGUGAAGCUCAUAUGUCCUGAGCUUAUUAGAUUGUGCUGAAGAGUGGUUGAAAUGUGCAUGCAGUGGAAGUAAGGUUAUUACUUCCAUGCCAGAAACUCAUUUUCUGAUACCAGUAGCAUAGAUGGCGGGCAGAAUUGUUGCAGGUGGUCAGUCGGGGCAUUGCUUGCUGUACUGCUUCUCUGGAACCUGUGUAUCACGUCUACUUUGUCUUUAGUUAUUAAACUUCUGCUGGCCAUACUGCGUAGUAAAAAAAGUACUGAACACAGUAGCUGAGGUUUCCUGGUGGGGCACUGGUAGUAUUACUUAUUUGAAAGCAAAUGAGAUUCUCUAAGGUUUGAAGAUACAAGUUAUUUGUAGGCCAGUUUCAUAAGAGUAGGCUAUGUACAUAAAAUUCAUUGUCGUAUGUGGUAGACUCAGCUGUGAUGAACCUGAAACACCAUUUGAGAGACAGGAUCUGCAAGCCUGUUUCUCGGUCUGAAUGUGCUGAUUUUUAUCUUAGACAAUCUGUUUGCUUUAGAAGGCUGCAUUAGGGAAUAAUGUCUAAAAUGUAAUAUUAGUACAGUACGGUAGAGAAGUUGUGUACACAUGAAGCCUGUGUUUAUUGUUUUUUGAUGCUUGUAACCAUACUUGACAUGCUGCAGAAGAAAUUAUAUGCUCAUGAAAUAAAAUAUUUUUUGGUGUUUACAAUAA